AUGAGGGUAUUUUUAAAAGCAAACAGAAAAGCAGAAAAACAAUGUGUCAACAAAAAGAAGGAUUUCGAAAAAGAUUUUCACUUUAAAAUCCCAGAUAACAGACCACCUGGGUGCCUUACGAGAAGUCAGAAAAAAAUUCUAGAUAACUAUCUAAAGAAUUUUAUAAUAAUAGAGUUGUACAAAUGUAUGCCCCUCUUGGGUGACGAACAGAAUAUACCCAAUUGGGUAAUACAUGCUGCACAUUAUUGUGCUGUUUAUCCAAAUACAAGUAAUUGUAAAGGGUAA
Molecule: messenger RNA, 285 nt
Organism: Parnassius apollo (apollo)
Lineage: Eukaryota; Metazoa; Arthropoda; Insecta; Lepidoptera; Papilionidae
Source: the annotation of a GenBank genome assembly